GGUCGCCGGUCAGUUUAGUUUCAUCGUUACAACGUUGCGGCUACUGUGCUGACGAGGUGGAUGGAAAUAGUAAAAUUAUCGACAAAAGGAAAUACUAACAAUGGGCCGUUCGAGUAAUGGGCCGAUUGAUUGGUUCAUUUUGAAUGAAUAAUUUAACUAUACCUACCUAUAUGUGCCAUAUGAAAAGAACCACCAGCGAGGGAAUGUUGGCUGCAGAACGAUUAGUAGAACCACGCGACGAUACUCGAUAUAGCGGGCAGUUGUGUUCGAGUCCGAGGCGUUAGUCAACAAUCAAUUCAGUCCGCUGAAGACGCGCGCGUAGUACAGACACACACGUCUCCGAGCUCGUGGAAGGUGGUUCAACCCAAAAUGCGGUCUCACUCAUGUAAUGUGCUGUUGGUUAUGAUAGCAUGCUUCACAAUUUUCGCGAAAAACGGGUGUAGCAGAUCAGCACAGGUCGGACCACUAAUGACACGCAAGCGAGCUCUUUCUCCGGGGUCGAAACUGGUUUCAUCAAACACGCUGCAAAAGAUGCCCGCCAGAGAGGAGUUACCUCUACAUGGGGCCGCCAUCACCGGAGAAAGUGGCAUCCGUUACCUGGACGUACCGGAUAAGUCAUUCUCCGACUUGAAGCAAUAUCGGUCGCUUGUCCUGCCGAACGGAUUGCAUGCCCUAUUGAUAUCCGAUCCUACAGAACGCCCACAGCUAGCGGACCGCAACAACACGACAGAAGACGAUCACAGCGAAGAUGGAGCCAGUGUUGCAUCGGCAACCGAAGAGCCGAGCGACAGCGAAGACGAAGCAGACGGAAGCGAAGCCGGAGAUGAGGGAGAUGAGGCGGGAGAAAAGCUAGCAGCUGCAGCACUGAGCAUCGGCGUUGGCUCAUUUAGUGAUCCACGUGCCGUGCAAGGGCUAGCUCAUUUCCUUGAACAUAUGAUUUUCAUGGGAAGCAAGAAAUACCCGACAGAGAACGAAUAUGACGCGUACAUAAGUAAAUGUGGCGGAUUUGACAAUGCUGUAACUGAUUUGGAAGAAACAACUUUUUACUUUGAAAUUGACGAAGAAUACUUGGACGGUGCUCUAGACCGAUUUUCAAGUCUUUUCACUUCACCCCUUAUGUUGCGAGAUUCCAUCUGCCGAGAGCGAGACGCGGUUGAGUCAGAGUUCAAAACCAACAUCAACAGCUUUUCGUCAAUGCGCGAGCAGCUGAUGGGAUCGCUAGGUCGCGAUGAUCAUCCUAGCAGUUUAUUCUCCUGGGGAAAUUUGCGCACAUUGAAAGACAACGUAACGGAUGAUGAGCUGCACAAGAUUCUGCAUCAAUUCCAGAAGAGGCACUACUCGGCUCAUCGGAUGCAUUUUGCCGUUCAGGCCAGGAUGAGUUUGGAUGAGCUGGAGCAGCUGACGGUAAAAUAUCUGUCUGGUAUUCCGAAUAACAACCUGCCGGCGGAUGACUUCUCCGCUUUCAACGAUGUGAAUGCAUUUAAGCCAGAGUUUUUCUCCAAAGUAUACUUUGUGAAGCCCAAAUCCAAUAUAUGCCGGUUAGACGUGACAUGGUGUUUGCCACCUAGCAUUGCAGAUUACAAGGUGAAGCCAGUUGAUUAUCUGUCAUAUCUUCUUGGCUAUGAAGGAAAGUACAGCCUCACGAGCUAUCUUAGGAAUAGGACUCUUGCACUCGACGUACAAACGGGAUCCAGCUACGGGUUUGAGAAAAACUCACUCUUUACUCUUUUCGCUGUAUCUGUAACGAUGACCGACAAAGGGCUGGAAAACGUGGAAGAAAUUCUAAAGGCCAUCUUUUCCUAUAUGCGACUACUGAAAGAAACUGGUCCUGUAGAAUGGCUGUUUGAUGAACUGAAGGAAAUUGAAGAUACGUCCUUCCGCUACCGGAAGGAGAAAGAAGCCAGUGAUAAUGUGGAAGAGCUGGUGGUCAAUAUGCGAUAUUACCCUUCCAAGGACAUCAUCACUGGUUCGGAGCUCUACUAUCAAUAUGAUGCAAACGAAAUUCGUAAAGUUAUCGACAACCUUAACAAGCCUAAUUACAACAUAAUGAUAUCGUCUUCGAAACCAUACAAUAAUAUCAUUUUCGACAAGAAAGAGAAAUGGUUUGGCACGGAGUAUGCUGAAAGAGAUAUGCCACAAGAGUGGAGGAAUCUCUGGAAUAAUGCUUCGGUCCUUCCGGAGUUGAAACUGCAGGAGCGUAACCAGUACAUCAGCUCGGAUUUUACCAUCCUUUCUAAGCAGCAGGAUGCCGCUCCGAUUCUAGUGUUUCCGGAAAAAAUAAUGGACACCAAGAUUUGUGAACUGUGGUACCGACAGGAUGGCAAAUUUAAUUUACCCACAUCACUAAUGUACUUCUACUUUAUUUCACCUUUACCAAUGCAAGAUCCAGAAUGUGCCACCCUGACGAGUUUAUACACGGCAAUGCUGAAAUUCCAAAUUGCCGAGGACCUUUAUCCAGCAACGGUUGCUGGCCUGAACUAUGAAAUCUAUGCCGCUGAAAAGGGUAUUGUUUUGAAGGUUGAUGGCUACAGCCAAAAACUUCCAAUAAUCGUGGAUGAAAUAACUAAAGCUAUGCGAGAUUUCAACCGAAACAUGAAUUCGGAUGUAUUCGAUGUCAUCAAAAAGAAGCUGGCAAAGGCAUACUACAACGAAAUCAUAAAGGCUAGCAAGCUGAGCAGGGAUAUUCGGUUAAAGGUUGUCCAGGAAUCAUUCUGGACCACAUUGGAGCGAUUCAACGCAUUGAAGAAUUUGACUAUCGAUGCUCUUAGUGAAUUUUCGGUGCGGUACUUCCAGCAAGUAAAAAUCCAAUCACUUAUACAGGGAAACACCCGCAAGCAAGAUGCCUCAGACGUUAUGUCGAAGGUGCUAGCAAAUCUUGCUAUUGGAGAAAUCGUCAAUAAAUCACUUACCGAAUCUCGAGCACGAGAAAUCCCACUAGGCAAUAACUACUUGACGGUGAAAUCUUUCCGCGAGAAUGACGUGAACACGGUAACGACCACAUUCUACCAGGCUGGACCUGUAACGCCAUCAAUCAAUGCUCAGUUGGAGUUGUUGGUGAUGCUCAUCGAGGAGCCACUCUUUGACAUUCUCCGCACCAAAGAGCAACUGGGAUACGAUGUGUCCGUGACCAUUCGUGACAACUUCGGCAUUCUGGGCUACUCGGUGACGAUCCACUCGCAGGAGGACAAAUUCACCUACCGGCACAUAGACGACAGAAUCGAAGACUUUAACGGGCGAUUCGUUCAAAUCCUGAAAGAUAUGCCCGAGGAGGACUUCCAGCUGAUGAAAAGCUCCCUGCUGAAGCGCAAGCAAAUAAUAGAUACUGAAUUGAAGAGCGAAGUGAAUCGCAACUGGGCUGAGAUUACGACCGAGGAGUAUAUUUUCAACCGAAACAAGCUGGAAAUGGAACAUAUCGAACGAUUGGACAAACAGAACAUUAUAGACUUCUACAAUCAGUUGGUGUUCGACAACCGACAUCGGCGGAAAUUCUCCGUUCAGGUUGUUGGUUGUAGCGAGAAAUCGAUCCUCUGCAACGGCGAUAUCGCCGAGAAGGACGAAGAAGCGGAAACCGAGGACUUGGACAAGGAAUUUACCAUCCAGUAUCUGUCCGCGGAAAAUGCUGGACGAAACUACGUGACGGACAUUGAGCGAUUCGGAAAAACGUUAAAAGUGUAUCCCGUUACAAAAAUUCAAUUUUCAUGAAUUUUUGGUACUGUUUGUGAUUAUUGUUCCUUUUAAAAGUUGUUUGGUGUUGAAUGUCUGAAUAAAAUUGUACACAUUUUA
Messenger RNA from Aedes albopictus (Asian tiger mosquito), 3783 nucleotides. RefSeq names its product nardilysin. Gene Ontology annotation, biological process: proteolysis. NCBI's taxonomy places the organism in Eukaryota, Metazoa, Arthropoda, Insecta, Diptera, Culicidae. The transcript is spliced from 11 exons. The record is from RefSeq and is a predicted model, not a curated record. Bases 370 to 3702 code for a protein of 1110 amino acids. Gene Ontology annotation, molecular function: metal ion binding; metalloendopeptidase activity.